Clunio marinus is the source of this 1731-nucleotide messenger RNA. The record is from the annotation of a GenBank genome assembly. Lineage: Eukaryota; Metazoa; Arthropoda; Insecta; Diptera; Chironomidae.
AUGUGGCUGCUGUUAUUAAGUAGUCAGAAGUCAAAUUGUGAAUUUAUUCGUGAACUGGAAGUGUCGGAAGGUGUUCCAGUUGGACAUCAGAUAGGAUUUAUUGGAGAUUUUCCUGCAGCAGUUGGUAGUGGUCCGCCAUAUUUAAUUGUUCCAGUGCCAGGAAGUUCUGUCGAUUCUGAUCUUGCUAUCGAUCAUACAACGGGUGAAGUAAGAACAAAAGUUGUGUUAGAUCGCGAAACAAAAUCUUCAUAUUCACUCGUAGCAAUUCCUUUAAGUGGCCCAAACAUUCGUGUUUUAGUGAGAGUGCUCGAUGAAAAUGACAAUCCGCCAACGUUUCCAACGUCGGUUAUGAACAUUGAAUUUCCCGAGAAUACUCCGCGUGAUGUUAAACGAACACUCAAUCCCGCGCGAGACUCCGAUCUCGGUCGUUUUAAUACGCAACGUUAUAAUAUUGUGUCGGGUAAUGUGAAUAACGCGUUUCGUUUGUCAUCGCACCGGGAGCGAGACGGCGUCUUAUAUCUCGAUUUACAAAUCAACGGAUUUCUUGAUCGCGAAACAACGCCCGCAUAUAGUUUAGUGAUUGAAGCUUUGGACGGUGGAUCGCCUCCAUUGCGAGGGCAGAUGACUGUGAACAUAACAAUACAAGAUGUGAAUGAUAAUCAACCGAUAUUCAAUCAAAGUCGAUAUUUCGCUGUCAUUCCUGAGAAUGCAACUGUCGGUACGAGUGUGCUGCAAGUGUAUGCAACUGACACUGAUGCUGGUGACAAUGGAAUGAUUGAAUAUUCAAUAAAUCGAAGGCAAAGUGAUAAAGAACAAAUGUUUCGUAUUGAUUCUCACACGGGAUUGAUUGCCGUAAAUAAAGCUUUAGAUUUUGAAUUGAAAGAGCUUCAUGAGCUUGUGGUGGUGGCGAAAGACAAUGGCGUGCAGCCUUUGGAGACAACAACUUUUGUUUCUAUUCGUGUCACUGAUGUUAAUGACAAUCAACCGAUAAUCAACGUCAUUUUUCUCAGUGAUGAUGCAACACCGAAAAUAUCCGAAUCGGCACAACCAGGCGAAUUUGUUGCACGCAUUUCAGUUAAUGAUCCCGACUCGAAAACCGAGUAUUCAAAUGUCAACGUGACGUUGGAUGGAGGCGAUGGACAUUUCGGUUUGACCACGAGAGAUAACAUAAUUUAUUUGGUGAUUGUUUCGCUUCCAUUGGAUCGUGAAAUUCAGCCCAACUUUACACUGAAAGUUAUCGCAACUGACACUGGUAAUCCGCCACUUCAUGCGUCUAAGACAAUUUAUCUUCGUGUCACUGACAUUAAUGAUAACGAGCCAAUGUUUGAACAAGAAGUUUAUCAUGCAAAUGUCAUGGAGGUUGCUGAUCCCGGUACAUCAGUGAUUCAAUUAUUGGCUGUUGAUCGCGAUGAAGGAAAUAAUUCCGCAAUAAUUUAUUCACUCAUUGACACUCCAAAUACACAUUCACAUUGGUUUCAAAUUGAUUCUCAUUCAGGAUUAAUCACGACACGAGCACAUAUCGAUUGCGAAACCGAACCAGUUCCACAAUUAACUAUAAUCGCAAAAGAUAAUGGUCACCCUCAGCUAUCAUCAAGCGCAACUGUGUUGGUGACCAUUCACGAUGUUAAUGACAACGAACCGAUCUUUGAUCAAAGUUUCUACAAUGUUUCGGUCGUUGAGAAUGAAGCUAAAGGCAGAUGUAUUCUUAAGGUGAGUCUUCUCAAUAAUUAA